This is a messenger RNA of Ilex paraguariensis (yerba mate), 342 nucleotides long. NCBI's taxonomy places the organism in Eukaryota, Viridiplantae, Streptophyta, Magnoliopsida, Aquifoliales, Aquifoliaceae. The record is from the annotation of a GenBank genome assembly.
AUGAAGGCACUGAUGGGGACAGAACGAACAAGGACUUCUUCUAAAAAAGACAAUGUGGACAAGCUCUCAGUUCCACCUGGUUUUGUGUCUCUUACGUCAAUCAUACUGAGGAGAGUAGAGAACGGUGACGGAACUUGUAGUUCUAUGGCAUUUGGAACUGAGUUGGAGCCAGCAUCAGCCCAGAUUGAUACUGCUUCCAAUGUAAUCGACAUUGCAAAGCUUAAGAGGUCUCUCAAGCGUAGACCAUGGAUACUUCAUAAUCAACUUGAUUACAAUCCCGAGGAAUCAGGCUCUGAAGAGAUUGAUAUGGUGUUCUAUCUUUUGUGUUAUUGUUUUAUUUGA